Messenger RNA from Danio aesculapii, 1479 nucleotides. It is a transcript of the gene ttc4, whose product is annotated as tetratricopeptide repeat domain 4. NCBI's taxonomy places the organism in Eukaryota, Metazoa, Chordata, Actinopteri, Cypriniformes, Danionidae. The transcript is spliced from 10 exons. The record is from RefSeq and is a predicted model, not a curated record. Bases 179 to 1387 code for a protein of 402 amino acids. Gene Ontology annotation, molecular function: Hsp90 protein binding; actin binding.
GCAGAGAAACAGAUGUUUGCUGAGAGCAUGUGGGUCUUUGCUACAGCUUGUACAGUUUUAUCAUAAUUUGCGUUUAAUGCUUAGUUCGUCAUUACAAACACGACCUGAACGCCGUGACGUAAUAAGAUAUACCAAGAACUACGUGGGAUACACUACAGAAUAAGUUUAAGGAGAUAACAUGGCUGCACCAACGCAAGGGGAAGACAGCGACGAUGGCAUGGACGAAUUCAUGGAGAAGUUUAAAACACAGAAAUACCACAAUGCGUUUAAUGAAAGCAACUGGGAGGAGGAGUUUGAUAAGGUGCCCAUGUUUAUGAAGACAGCGCCAGAAAACAUUGACCCAGAGAAACACCCUGAUCUCGCCUGCAUCCAGUCUAUUAUACAUGAUGAUGACAGAACUCCUGAAGAAAAAGCCAAAGGUCUUAAGGAUGAGGGGAAUGAAUACUUCAAGGAGAAGAAGUACAAGAAAGCUGUUGUUUCUUACACAGAAGGAUUGAAAAUGAACUCUACGAAUCCUGAACUCAAUGCCGUUUUGUACACCAACCGUGCAGCUGCACAUUUUCAUAUAGGAAAUAUGCGUUCGGCUUUAAAUGAUGCUACAGCUGCAAAGAAACUGAAGCCAGACCACAUUAAAGCCAUUAUAAGAGGAGCACAGUGCUUGCUGGAGCUGCGUAAUUGCACUGGAGCGUUAAAGUGGUGUGAUGAAGGUCUAAAGUUGUUUCCCACUGACAAGAAACUACAGGAGCUGAGAGCCACAGCUGAUAAACAGAAGAGAGAAGCUGACAGAGAUGCCAGGAAGGCGAAGGUUAAAGCGAAGAAGGAGCAAAAUGAGAAAGAAGCAUUGUUAGCUGCCAUUAAGGAGCGAGGAAUUAAACUCCUGAAGACGGAGCAGCCUCCUCAUAGGGCUUCAGACAGCGAGGAUGAGGAUAGAGAUGAAGGCACCUCUAGAGCUCUGGCUGAUCUUCAGCUUGAUGGAAUCGGCUCACAGGAGGCAACAGGUGCUCGGGUUUAUAUGGAUGAACAGGGUGUCCUUCACUGGCCAGUGCUGUUCCUCUACCCUGAGCACAGCCAGACAGACUUCAUUUCUGCUUUCUGCGAGAACGCCAGCUUCAUAGACCAUUUGGCAGUGAUGUUUGGUGAAGAGCUUCCUCCCUGGGAUACAGACCGAAAAUAUCAGCCACAGAAUCUGCAGUUGUUCUUUGAAGAUCCUGAAAAAGGAAAUCUUUAUCAAGUUGAUCUUCAAGAGUCACUUCUUGGAGUUCUACAGCACCAAAAGUGCUCAGUGAAGGCAGGAACACCUAGUUUCAUUGUGCUGGUAUCAGGAUCUCCGUUUUCUAAGCAGUUUUUAUCAGGAAAAAAGGUGCAAAGAUUAAAAUGUUUAAAAUGAUUUGGAAUGACCUUAAAAGUCUUUACAUGCCUUUGUCAUAAAUCAACCCACUUCUAUUAAAGACAUUGCUGCUCCCACACCUAUUGAGAAAA